This is a messenger RNA of Metopolophium dirhodum (rose-grain aphid), 1434 nucleotides long. It is a transcript of the gene Aos1, whose product is annotated as SUMO-activating enzyme subunit 1. The record is from RefSeq and is a predicted model, not a curated record. NCBI's taxonomy places the organism in Eukaryota, Metazoa, Arthropoda, Insecta, Hemiptera, Aphididae. Gene Ontology annotation, biological process: protein sumoylation. Gene Ontology annotation, cellular component: SUMO activating enzyme complex; cytoplasm. Bases 296 to 1222 code for a protein of 308 amino acids. Gene Ontology annotation, molecular function: SUMO activating enzyme activity. The transcript is spliced from 7 exons.
UCCGUGGUCAUGGUACAAACUGUUUGUUACCUCCGUAGCCGGUCACUUAAAAUUAAACUUGUUAGUAGUUGGUGGUUACUCCGCGUCCUUUUAUUGUUUACUCUUUUGCCGGAUUGGCGGGCCUACGAAUUCGGCCACAAUACACUAGUCAUUGGCCGUCGCCAUUGUAGUAUUGUACACUUCGAUUUUAUUUUGUACGCUGUCUCGCUGUAGCUGUUCAACGCCGGACGUCUGUUUUCCAGUUGCCGCUGCCAAUUAAAUUAUAGUACUUGUGACUCAUUGCAUUAAUUACAAGAUGGCUUCCGAACUGAUGAAGAAUGGUGACGGCGAGAUGUCGAAAGACGAACGCAAGGUUUAUGACCGACAAAUUCGGUUGUGGGGUUUUGAUGGACAGAACAAACUAAGAGCAACAAAAGUUCUUUUAAUCGGAAUGCAAGGCUUAGGCGCGGAGAUCGCUAAAAAUUUGAUAUUGUCUGGUGUUAAUUCCAUUACCAUGAAGGAUCAUACAGAAGUUUCCAUAUUAGACCGUUGUUCGCAAUUCCUUAUCCCGCGCGAUAGUGAAGAACGUAACCGUGCUAAAGCAAGUUUGAGUGCAGCUCAAAAGUUGAACCCAAAUGUUAAAGUCAUAGUAGAUACAACACCAAUUGAAGAAAAUGUGGAUAGUUUUGUGGCUUCAUUCGAUGUGGUCAUAGCCACAGAAUGUUCUCCAACUACCUAUAAAAGACUGAGCGAAAAUUGCAGAAACUCUAAUGUAAAAAUAUUCAUAGCUGAUGUUUAUGGGUUAUUUGGAUAUUUUUACCAAGACGUGAUUUCCGCCUAUUCUUUAUAUGGUGAGGUAUUUCCAAACAAUGCUGAAAUCGAUACUCUUACUAGUACAAAAAAACUUCCACAGCUGUAUUAUUUAACUUCAGCUUUGUUAAAAUUUCAAUCUGAUUCUAAUCGUAAGCCAAAUCCUGAUACAUCUGAAGAAGAUAUAGAAGAAUUAAAGUCCAUAAUUCAUCUUCAAAUCAAUUAUUCGUCAUCAGAUCAAGAAAAUAAAGAAGUUGAUGUAUUUGAAGAAUACUAUGGUGAAUUGUUUUGCGAGCUGAGUCCAACAACCUCCAUUAUAGGUGCAAUGGUAGCCCAGACUGCAUUGAACACUGUAAUGAAUAAGCCAGUAGAUAACUAUAAUGUAUUUUUUUAUGAUCACAUUCAACACGAAGGGAAAUAUCAUUUGUUAUAAAAGAUUAUUUUAUGUUUACUUAAAAAAAAAUGACUGCCUUAAAAUUUAAAGAUUUUUUUAGUUUUUUAAAAUUCAUUUAUUUUAAGUUGUCUAACUAACUGUACAAGUAGUAUAUAACCACUAAUAGAAGUAUAAUUUUGUUCUGAGACGGUUUCAAAAAUGUUCAUAUUUUCACUCUUUUUUUUUUUACCAAUAAAAUUUAUUAAAAAACU